AUGCAAAAUGACGCGAGAUCUAAAAACCAAGACAACGCCUCCUUCAAUCACAAUAUGAGCAGCAGGCUUCAGGGCAAGAACGUUCUCAUCACUGGGGCAUCAUCCGGCAUUGGUGAAGCGUGUGCAAGGCACUUUGCGCAAGCAGGAUCGAACUUGGUGAGCUCCUUAGUCGAAAAAACAUUGCUGUCUGCGCGCCGCAAAGAUCGCCUGGACAAGCUGAAGCAGGAGCUAGAGGGGCGCCAUCCGAGCAUCAAGGUCUCGACAUAUGAGCUCGAUGUCCGCAGCCGGGCCAAGGUCCAGGAGACGGCCGCAAAAUUUGGUGAUGUUGAUGUGUUGGUCAACAACGCUGGCUUGGUAAUUGGGCUUGACAAGCUGGAGGAUAUUACUGAGGAGGCCAUGGAUACAAUGAUUGAUACAAAUGUCAAAGGUCUUGUCCACGUCACCCAGGCGGUACUUCCGGGGAUGCGAGCCAGGAACAAGGGACAUAUCAUCAACAUCGGAUCCGUGGCAGGGCAACAGGCAUACGCGAAUGGGUCGGUCUACUGUGCAUCCAAGGCUGCGGUGGCAUCGAUCUCGAGGGCCUUGCUGUAUGAAACAGUAGAUACACCCAUCCGUAUUUCCGAGAUCAAUCCAGGGAUGGUCGAAACAGAGUUCUCGGUAGUGCGGUUCAGAGGCGACAUGAACAAGGCCGACUCCGUGUACAAGGGACUACAGCCGCUGGACGGGAAUGACAUUGCAGAGACGGUCGUCUUUGUAGCCGGUCGACCAGACCAUGUCAAUAUAGCCGAGAUGUUGGUUUUCCCUACCAACCAGGCUGCAGCAACAACAGUGUACCGCAAGCCCUAG
This is a messenger RNA of Gamsiella multidivaricata, 846 nucleotides long. RefSeq lists its product as uncharacterized. The record is from RefSeq and is a predicted model, not a curated record. The transcript has 5 exons. Gene Ontology annotation, molecular function: oxidoreductase activity. Bases 1 to 846 code for a protein of 281 amino acids. Gene Ontology annotation, cellular component: cytosol. NCBI's taxonomy places the organism in Eukaryota, Fungi, Mortierellomycota, Mortierellomycetes, Mortierellales, Mortierellaceae.